AGUUUGCAGUGAUGUGCAACUUUUACGGGAUAGGAGUUCUUCCUUGUGUGCCCGCAGCUGUCCAUUAAAGGGACUCUCUAAGCACCAAAACAACUUUUGCUUAAUGAAGCAGUUUUGGUGUAUAGAUCAUACCCCUGCAGUUUCACUGCUUAAUUCUGUCAUAUAGGAAUUAAAUAACUUUUGUUUCUGUUUAUGCAGCCCUGGCUGUGACUGACAGUCUGCAUAAAAAAUUGUUUAUUUUUAAGCAUAGUAUAUUUGCUUUAGAAGUGUUUGUCUCCUGCACUUUUAAUUAAACUUUAAUCACACACAGGAAGCUCCUGCAGGCUUUAGCAGGCUAUUAACGGAAAAGAAGAAGUCAGUAGGAUAGAUGUCAGUCUGACUGCGGUUGAUACGAACUGUCCUUAUCAAGUUUUAUAUUUUCCUUGACUUCCCUGAAUUUGGAUCCGGGAUUAUCUCCAUCAAGCAGAUAGAGAUGGUGACGAAAAGAUGACGUUUCAAGAGGUGAAGGACAUGCUGCAGAUGAUAAAUAUUGAAAUGAACGAUAUGUAUGCAUACACUUUGUUUAAGGUGAGUCCCCUAAAGUCUCAUUAUAAGCCAGAGAGGGGGAGGUUCAUUUAAGUGAUGUCUCUAAUCUGUUCAUAUUUAUUUACAUUUUUCUAAAAAUUGUCGACUUUUCUCUGCCGAAAUUCGACCAUUUUUCGUGGAAGAGUCAGUUUCAGAAAAACAGCAUCAAAUUUAGAAUGGUGGGAAAAAAAUAAGUGAAACUGAACACUUUUCUGGUGGAGAAAAAGUGAGGGAAAUAUUGAUAAAUCGAUAGCUUCACUAAAAGGCAUAAUUUCGAAAUGAGGGUUAGGGGCACAAAAGAAGCAACAGACAAUACUGGUGAAUGUAAUAAAUAGAGUUUAAAAAAAGUAACAGGACAGACUUUAACUUUCUUGGGGUUGUCAUAAAAAAAAUUGUAUUGCAAUAUUGUCGAAAGCUUGUUAGCCUGCACAGGGUAUAUAGAACAGGUUUGGUUCUAUUUAGACUGUUUAGCAAAUGUUUCAUAAUUCACGGUUGCCCGAUAGGUAGAUCUCCAGAUGUUGUAGAACUACAACUCCCAUGAUGCUUUGCAUGCGUCGAGAAUUCCUUUAGAAUGACAAAGCAUCAUGGAAGCUGUAGUUUUAAAACAUCUGGGAAUCUACCUGUUGAGCGCCUCUGCCAUAAACAUAUUACUAUAUCUCACAUACUAUGUUAAUGUUUAGGUGAUAAAUUCCACCGAAAAACAAAAUGUUUGGUGAUAAACCCCCACCAAAAAGUGAGUGGUACUCUAUGUACUCCACCUUCAUAAUAUUUUCGAUUACUAUAUGUUUUACUUGUAUUUAUGAGACUUUACAAUGUUGCACUAUUUAUUUAAUUUUUUUGUUUUAUUUCAUUUCCAGCUCAUUUGCUGGACCUGUCUAUAGGAUUCUUAUGCAAGUAUUGAUGUGUGUUUGCUGUUAUCACACCAUAUACUUGGGCAGCACUUUUCACGCACUACACCACUUUGUGAUUAGGAUAUGUAAUGGUGAAAUUAUUUAUAUAUUAAUCUAGUGCAGACAUAAGCAACGGUUGGCACUCCAGAUGCUUUGGACUACACCUCACAUGGUGCUUUGCCAGCAUUAUGGGUGUAAGAGCAUUAUGGGGGAUGUAGUCUACAAUAUCUGGAGUGCCGAAGGUUGCCUAUCCCUGAUCUUGUGGAUUGAUAGCAAUUAUUUUCCUGGUGUAUGCUUUUGAGGAUUGCUGUCAUCACAUACAGCACUUUAAGUAGAACUUUUCAUGCACUGUACCACUUUAUAAUUGGUUGCAUUUUUUUUAUGAGAUAUGUCAUUUUGGCACGUUGUUAUAUAUUAUAAGUGGCUAAAUAUUGGAUGUGCACCAUUUUCAUGUAUUAUGUUAAAUGGACACUAUAGUCACCUGAACAACUUUAGCUUAAUGAAGCAGUUUUGGUGUAUAGAUCGUGCCCCUGCAGUUUCACUGCUCAGAUCUCUGCCAUUUAGAAUUUAAAUCACUUUGUUUGCAGCCCUAGUCACACCUCCAUGCAUUUGACUUACACAGCCUUCCUAAGCACUUCCUGCAAAGAGUCAUCUAAUGUUUACACUUCCUUUAUUGGAAAUUCUGUUUAAUUCUAAAUCUCUUAACUCCUGCUUUGUUAAUAGCUUGCUAGACACUGCAGGAGACUCCUGUGUGUGAUUAAAGUUCAAUUUACAGAACAGGAGAUAAAAACUUUUAAAGUAAGCUACUUUCUGAUUGAAAGUGAAGCCAUUUUUUUAUGUAGGCUACGUCAUUCACAGCCAGGAGAGGUGUGGCUAGGGCUGCAUGAACAGAAACAAAAGUGAUUUAACUCCUAAAUUGCUGAGAAUUGAGCAGUGAGACUCCAGAGGUUGUUUUGGUAACUAUAGUGUCCCUUUAAUGUUUAGGUCAUUAAUCCCAACAAAAAUGCUAAAAGUGUGAGUGAAGUGCUGUGAGAUAAAAUGGCACUUACCCCUUAAAUACAUCUGGGUACCAUGAAUUUAUGUAAAAAACAAAAACAAAUAAUUGUGCAAUUUUUUUAAAUUUUUUUUUUUAAUUCUUUAUUUUUGUUAGUGCAUGAAAUUACAUUCUGGCUUGCUACGCCACAAUAGCUGUAGGAAACCUUUGAAUAUCAGUAUAAAACAUAGCAUGGAAAAUACUGUGCACAUUUUUUAAAGGUAAAAUGAAAAUAAACAAGCUUAUCAGGUAUUUUAGGUAGGAAAGGAUACAAGCUUCUUUAAGCAGUAUAGAGUAAAGUUCAUGCUGAAGGUACGUUAGGUAAAUUAAGGAUUAACGUUGCCAUUGGAACUGGCUUAGGCAUAGGGUGUCACAGGCAGGGUCAUGCCAAACGCAAUGACAAGGUACGUAGUAUACACAUUUAUGCAGCCUAGGACAAUCUACAGUACAGCACAUUUUUAGUAAGGAAAGAUUUUGUGUUCCAGAGUGGUACAUGAAGGCUGAAAGACAUUUUAGCAUAUAAGCAUGAGUAAGAGCUUGUAACUUUCGGAUGUCAUAAGAGAACCAUUGAACUUAUUAUGAUACUGAACCUGCUAGGCACAUAAGAAAUCUCUGACUACAGAACAUCGCUAACUGGUAGAUAUUUCACUAACACGGUGUGUAGAAAGUAAGUAAUUAUCUCUGACUAAAGGAACCACCAUAAAAAUAAGAAGGCUGGUUUUGUGCUGAGGGGAGUUGUUAUCAGGGUGUAGAGAUGCACAUUAUAGGUGCUGUGUCCGUGUGGAAUCCAUCCCUUAUGCCACCUGGGUGAGCGUAGGCAUGAGUCCCUCAUUGUGGGCAGAGUAGAAGCAAAAAGAAAAGUGAAAGAAGAGGUAGAGAUGGAGAUGGAGCGCAGGAGGAGGAAGCUGAACGGUUACCAUGCUUUGCGCUCUGUGUGCGUUGUUGAGGGGCCAUAUGUAAGAUGAUGGUUCCUGUGUUCAGUCUCUCGUUCAGCCAAUGCCCCGCUGGGGUGCUCCACAUUCCAGCCGGGAGAGUCUCAUUGUCAGGCUCAGACGCCCUCGAUCUGCUGGUAUGUUGUUGGAGUGGGGCAGACAUGUUGUGGUUUGCAGGGUCAGUCCGAGUGGUCCUGACCUCCGCGGUACGUUGUGAGGCAGGCUCUUCGGGUUAGCCGGGUAUGGAGGUGCCAGGUUGCUAAGAGUAGGGUAAGCCGUAGGUCUCUGUUGGUGUUGGCUGGGUUUAAGUGGGUUUGAAGAGUGCUUGCGGUGGUGCUUAGCCGUCGAUAGGUUUCGUACUUUUCCCGGUUGGGACUGUGCUUCAGGGCGGAUGCUGGACAGUGCCGGGCGGAUUCUUCGGCGCCUUGUUUGUUUAUGUGUCCUCCGUUUCUUCUUAUUUAGUGGCAAUGCUGCACCACAGUUUCGCCCGUGAGUCGCAGGCUGCCCAGUUGUGAGCGGCACGGUUGGGUCUGGCUGGGCUCCAGCAGGCUUGUGCCGGCAUGCGGCUAUUGUGGCCCAGAAGUUUUCAAAUAAGGCAUCAAGCCUCUCCUGCAGAGUCAGUCGGAUGGGUUGAGGCAGUAAGAUGUACGAGGUGUGCGCCAUCUUGGUCUUGGUGGGUGGGUAGUCUCGAGUGUAUAGUGGCAGGAAUUUCAUGAUUUUGCCACCGUUGAAAGUUGCCGGGAUAACCCCCACCGGCUCGGGGGGGGGUUGCAGGCUGGUCUUCCCGGGUAAGUGCUUGAUAGCAGGCUGAGGGAUCGGCCGCCUCCCUCUCGCGCGCUGCUACUAGGCCUCUUGUAGGCCGCGGACUCUCCUCCGGUGUUAUCCACCGGUCACGGCUGGAAGCACCGCUAGUAUGGGAGCUAGGGAUGUCUCCCGAUAUUGUAGUGUAGAGGGCUGUAAGUUUUGGGUCGCAGGGUUGUAUUUAUCGGUUAUUUAGGAGCCAGAUUGUGCGGAGCUCUCAGUGUGUACGACCAUUCUGUGCGGCUGCCAGGCUCCGCCCCCAAUUGUGCAAUUUUGAAUAAAAUAUAUAUGUAUCUCUGUGCUCUAUCGCCUCUCCUACACAUGAAACAUCCUUCAAAUUGCUAUCUUGGUGGUACCGUAACCCAGAGAAGAGCAUAUAAACCAGGAGAAACAGGGCAAUGCUGGAGAUGCCUGCAACAAAGGGGCAGAUUCCUACACAUGUGGUGGAAGUGCCCUAAGAUCUCUCAGUUUUAGUCCCAAAUUCACACCAUAUAAGAAGUACUGUGGUCUUGAUUGUUUCUCGUAAUACUACCUGGAAGUGACGUAUUGUUACUAUUUUGAGAACCUCUGAAGCAUCACGGACUUUGUCAUAUGCUGCAAAACCCCAAAAUGUCAUAUCAAGCACAUGGACUUCAGAAUCGAGGGAAGGACAACGCCUCCGCCUACAGCAAACACUUCCGAUUGGCCUACUAUAUCAUGGAGUUAAUAAGGGGUUGUCAACCUUUCAACUUUAAAUAGGAGUACCCAGGAUCAGAAAUGUACUGAUUGUAAAAGAUUACACGGUGAAACAUGUCUUGGUGAAACAUGUUUUUAAUUGUUUUUAUUUUACUUACAAAAUAUUUACUUAUAUUACAUUUACCUGCUGAUUCCUUCUAUAUACUGAAUCCUGAGUUUGCAAACAAGGGCAGUAUCACCUUAUUUCUCGCACCAUAUCUACAAUACAUGCAGUCCGUAAUUAAUGGUCUCCAAUUUAAGGUAAGCAUACAGCUUUGGAAUAUCACACAUAUCACUGUUUUUUUGUCUUUUUCUCUGAUCAUUGCUGGAGGAACACACCAUAAAGCUGUACAAAGAAGGCACUGUUGCUGCAUUAAAGGCACAGAAUCCCUUACGUUUAGAGCCUGUCUCCAAAAAGGCUCCCCCAUAUGUGAGUCUCCAUUACUCACCAUCAUUGUUCACAAUACAGUUAUAUACAUAUAUAUAUUUCAUGCCCAAUUAUAUGCGUCUGAUUUUUACACAAAUUCAUGGUUCCUCAGUGUAUUUAAGGGGUAAGUUCUGUUUUAUUUAACAGCGCUUCGCUCACACCUUUUGAUCGUAUUUGGCAUAUUUUUUAUUUUUGUGGAAAUUUACUGAGUAUCCACGCAGUGUCAUAGCUGCUAUAAAUUUAUUACCAUUGAUAAUUUGUUAAGCAACUUUAAUUUCACAUCUAUUUUAUUUUGUUAUAUAAAUGUAUCUUUUCAGCAUACACUUCCAAAACUCUACUAGAUGUGUCAUUUUUUUUCAUGUUUCUAUCGGUGAUCUUGCAAUCUACAACUUAAGCAGGUGCUAUAUUCAUACACAGAAGUUUAAAACCCACCCCUGGCAGAUGCCUCUUCCUGCUGUUAACUUGGCAGGAGAAGGGCAGCUAAAUUUAGGUUGGACGUGUGGCACUUACCCAGUCAUGAUACAUAACACAAGUCAUUGCUGUGGAGAAUUGAACUGCAUAGUGUUGCUCAGAGACGUAGAGACCAUUGCUGAACAUAUGCUUCCUUUAAGAUCUUUGAGUCUAGUGCAAUGCACACUUUUUUUUAAUGUCGAUAUCCUGAUCAUAGACUAGGAGGGAUUGAUAGGUAAGGGAGAGUAGAUAAGCUAGCAUAUGAAUCAAAUAUUAUCAAGUGUCUAGUAUACAGUUCCUAUGACUUCUUCUCCCAACGUUGCAUCUCAAUCGUCAAAGGCUCCCAAUGGUCCAUGACUUGUGGCCUUCACAGUUCUGUUCUGAAGGGAAUAUUCAUAAAACGUAGCGUUGAGAACCCUUGGCAUUAAGAGCCAUUUCUAAGAUUAAUCCUUGAAGGGUUUUAGUUGGCUCCCAUUCUGUCUCAACUUCCUGCAGGGCUAAUUGUAUCUUAAUGUAAACUAUAUAUAUAUAUAUAUAUAUAUAUAUAUAUAUAUAUAUAUAUAACCCUCAACCCCCUUGUAUGCUUUCGAAAAGAUUUCUCCAAAGAAAAAUGUGGACAACACAGAACAAAGAGAUCUUCAAGUCAGAAAUUGUCAGGAUGAGGCUGUGGCCCAACACACAGAAUUAAGUAAAAGUGAUAAACGUAUUACCGGGCCUUAGAAUGGUCAGAUUUAACAUAGAAAAAAUAGUCAGAAACAAGCCGACGUCAUGGAUACAGACAGGAGCAUAAACAAAAAACCAAAGCCAAAGGGUCAGGGAUACCAGAUAUAUGGAUAGUCAGAACAAGCCAAGAUCAAAAACCAGGAUAACAAUGUACCAAAUGCGUUCUCGGAUAAUCAAAGUACUGGAAACCACGACAGGGCACUGAACACUAGCAGGUUUGGGUUUAAAUAACCUCCAAAGCCUGCUCAUUGGUUAAAAAGGGACCUAUAACACUAAACGUGCGUGUGCGUCAAAAACGGAACGCCGCACGCACGUUUACGUCACUUAUGACGUUUUUGGGGCGGUGCUAUUUAGUUAGCCAUAACGUUGGACCCGGCCGCUACACCCGAUGCCGUUAGAAGGAGUGGCGCUGUAGAUUAGGUGAGUAACCUCUCCUUCAUGCAGCAUGGCCGCACUGAUCGGGCGCUUCCACAUGGCGUCGAUCAGGCACCGCGUGAGCGUACCGAUCAGGUGCAGCCAUGCGGCGCCUAUCGGGCACCGUGUGAGUGCAAAGAUCAAGUGCAGCCACAUGGUGCCAACCGGGCACCGUGACAGAAAUAAGGUAGUAAAAGGUUUUGUCAGACUUUUGCAUAUUCCAUGGAAUGCCACAAAUCAAUCUCUAAUAUAUUGUAGUGGAUUUAGAUAACUAUUGAAGAGGUCCCAGUUAAGAGAAAGAUUUUGUAGAGGAGAACAGCUGACAGUCUACUGGUUCUUUCAUUUUUUAUUGUCUUGUGCUUCUGUUAUUUUUAAGCCCCUAAUUAAAGGACAACUGUCACCUCAAAAAUCUUUUAUUUUUAGAUGUAAUAAUCUUUUAAUCUAGUAUUGAAAGAAACUCAAUUACUUAAAUGUUUUUUUUUUAUUACUUAUUUGUAAAAGAAAAUUUAGAAAAACUCAUCCCUACUUUUAGUUUUUUUGCAUUUUUUUUACAUAUACUUUUUUUUGAAAUAUAUUUUCUUUCUGUGCUUGAAAAGCUUAUUGUAUUAAAAAAGGUUUUUUUUCUGAGAUGACUGGUGUCCUCAAACAAGCAAUUGUCCAUGUAUGAAAAGCGUGAAAUUUGUUAAAAUGUCGAACACGCAGUUGUUUCAUCAUCACAUAAGGCAACCACUUUUACGUCUCCUACUUUGUGUUUUGUCAAUAUUUAGACAACCCAAUAGCAAAUCUUCAGAACACUUCUUGAUUAGUGCUCAUUGGAUGGCACUGUAUAAAUACGGUUGUACCUACUUAUAGAUAAUACCUUCUGUGUCUCCAGAAAUGUGACCGCUCUAACACAGACACCCUGGAGGACUGUGAGAUUGAAGAAUUCUGUACUCAGCUGAUGCACAGGUCAGAACUUGAGGAGAUAUUUUUCCAAUACUCUGGAGAAGACCGGGUAUUGUCCACAGAGGAACUACAGGAAUUCCUGCAUCACCAAGGGGAAGAGGCCACUCUGGAAAGAGCUAAAGAAAUCAUCUAUAAGUAUGAACUCAACGAGAAAGGUACAAGGGUUAUGCAUGUGUGGAUGUUAGUUUAUAUACAGUUUAAAAAUAAGUAAAGGCAACUUCAUGCCAUAAGAUAUACCAGGUUAGGUCACCUUUGGCACUCCAGAUGUUGUGGACUAUAUCUUCCUAAUGCUCCUUCAGCCAUAACGCUAUACAAUUAAAAUGGGGUCCUGGUUUAGCUGCGCAGGUCUAACGAAACCUUAGCGGUACAAUGCGUUAUAUAUUUUUAUAGUGCAUUCAGUCUAGUCGCUGGCUUAUCUAACUAAUCUAGGACACAUGUUUUGCCGGGCUGUGUAACCAGGGCCGUCUUUAGCGCGGGGCAAACGGGGCAGCUGCCCCGGGCCCAGUUGCUCCUGGGGGGCCCCAGAGCAGCUGCCCCGUGGGCCCCGCGAUUUCAGCAGCCCCCAUGUACCCGGCGGCCGGCGGUGCAGCCGUACCCGGCGGCCGGCGGUGCAGCCGCACCGGCCCGCCAACUAAGGAGGCCCCCGGGUGGCCCAUGCACUAAGGGCCACCCUGUGGGCAUGUGGCAGAAGGGGCCCGGUCGGGCGCUGUGACGCUUAAACAGCGCGACCGGGCCCCUUCCUGUACCGGCUGGGAGGAAGUGAGUACCGCGUGUCACUUCCUCCCACCGGAGAUAGCCGCGCGGGAGGAGGAAGGCAGGGAGGAGAGGAGUUCCAGAGAAGAACUCCCAUCUGCCUCAGCCUGCCACUGGACCCCAGGGAAACCACCCUCCAUAAAAAGGUAAGAACCUGGAGGGUGGCUAAAUGUAUGUCAGUGUGUGUGUGUGUGUGUGUGUUAGUAUGUCUGUGUGUGUGUGUGUGUGUUAGUAUGUCUGUGUGUGUGUGUGUUUGUUAGUAUGCCUGUGUGUGUGUUAGUAUGUCUGUGUGUGUGUUAGUAUGUCUGUGUGUGUGUGUUAGUAUGUGUGUGUGUGUUAGUAUGUGUGUGUGUGUGUGUUAGUAUGUCUGUGUGUGUUAGUAUGUCUGUGUGUGUUAGUAUGCCUGUGUGUGUUAGUAUGUCUGUAUGUGUUAGUAUGUCUGUAUGUGUGUGUGUUUUAGUAUGUGUGUGUGUUAGUAUGUGUGUGUUAGUAUGUUUGUGUCAGUAUGUCUGUUUGUGUAUGUAUGUCAGUAUGUCUGUGUGUGUCUAUGACAGACAUACUGACAUACACACACAGACACACUGACAUACACACACAGACACACUGACACAUACACACUGACAUACACACACACUGACACACACCACACAGACAUACUAACACACACAGACAUACUGUGUGUAUGUCUGUGUGUUUGUAUGUCAGUAUGUCUGUGUGUGUAUGUCAGUAUGUCUCACUGUGUUUCAGUGUGUGUGUGUGUGUAUGUCAGUAUGUCUGUGUAUGUCAAUACGCCUGUCAGUGUAUGUCUGUGUGUGUCUGUGUCAAUAUAUCUGUCAGUGUAUGUGUCUGUGAAUAUGUAUGUGUCUGUGUGUGUAUCAGUAUGUCUGAAUGUGUGUCAAUGUUUGCCAGUAUAUAUUUUUGUGUCAGUGUAUGUGUGUGUCAGUAUGUAUCUGCGAAUGUUUUAAUGUGUCUUUCUGUGUUUGUAUGUGUCAGUAUGUCUGUCAGUGUGAUUGCGGGUUGGGCGUAAUGGGGAGGGAGGGUGCAGUGACAGGGCCCAGGGGGCCCAAGAAAAGGCUUUGCCCGGGGUCCUAUUCAUAUUAUAGACGGCCCUGAGUGUAACAUUGGCAUAUUAUUAUUAUUAUUAUUAUGUAUUUAUAUAGCGCCAUCAAAUUCCGCAGCGCUUUACAAUGGGUGGAUGAACAGACAUGUAGUUGUAACCAGACAAGUUGGACACACAGGAACAGAGGGGUUGAGGGCCCUGCUCAAUGAGCUUACAUGCUAGAGGGAGUGGGGUAAAAUGACACAAAAAGGUAAGGAUAGUAUUAGACUAAUGACAGUUGCAGAAGUGGAAUCAGUCAGGAGCUAUUAACAGUUUAAUGGAUAUGCUUUUAUGAAGAAGUGGGUUUUUAACGAUUUUUUGAAGGAGUGGAGACUGGGUGAGCAUCUAACGGAGGAGGGAAGCGAGUUCCACAGGAACGGUACAGCCCUCGAGAAAUCUUGAAGGCGAGCAUCAGAGGUGGGAGUACGGACAGAAGAUAGACGUAAGUCUUCAGCAGAUUGUAAGGGCCUAGACGGGACAUACUUGUGUAUAAGGGAGGAUAGAUAGGUGGAAGCAGCAUUAUGUAGAGAUUUGAAAGCAAGAACCAGAAUUUUUAAUUGAGCUCUAUAUUUUAUAGGAAGCCAGUGUAGGGACUGACAGAAGGGUGAGGCAUGGGAGGUGAGCCUCGCUGUCACAUUCAUUAUGGACUGUAAGAUUUUUACUAUCGUCUAGAUCCCUCCAAAAUAACCAGAUCUGAGCAUGCUGCUAGGUAUGUAAACGAGAGUUAAACAGAAAGAUAACAGAGCACAAAAAUUAACUUUGAUUGACUACAACCUGACAAGCUGUAAGGUGGAGCAAGUCCUUGGGUAUGUACACGUGUACCGCGCUCGGGGACAUGUGGCACUGGCAGCCAAUGCCUCGGCUUGGUAUGGUCGUGUGGCCACUGGGCACCUUCGAAAACAUAGAUUGGUUGAACAGUGGCUCUGAGAACUUGCACCUUUUUGUUUAAAGGUUAUGUUAGUUAAGUAGCUAUGUCUGUACGAUAACCAAUUAUUUUAGAGUAAGAAUGCCUGUGGUAUCAUGACAACCUUGGUAGACAGGGUUACACAUAUGUGAGAAAGCAAUGAUCUAGCUUAAACAUUCAUGCCCUCCUAUAACGUCUUAUCAUGCUGGCUGCUGUGCUAACAAGGGUCUAUUAACUCACAGUUUAUUAACUCACUGUCUAGAGCUGUCUAGUGUUCAUAAUGUAGGCUAACAUGCAUGCAGCUGAUAUGUCUCUGACAUAGCAUUAGUUAAGACUAAACAAUUAUGCAUUAUGUGUGGAGUUGAAAAGACUCAGCUAAUCUUAAGUGGGAUCAAUAAAUGCUAUCAUUUUUUGCUUUUGUGUCGCUAGGUUGUUUGUAGCCUCGGUUAGAGUCCCUGUCCAAAGACAAAUCACGGCUGACAUCCAGCUCCCGCAGUUUAGGCAGUCAUCCGAUUCCUUGGCUGGGCUUCCACCUUCCUUGUGUGCAAUAUCCACGAUUUUCCCACCAGGGUGAGAGUCGGUCAGUCAGUAAAUGGCUGAGGCCCGUGGGCAGUCCGUUUGGGCCCGCAGGGUGGCUUGACUGGGUUCUCCGAGCUGUAAGGUGCCCAGAGGCCUCCACGGCUCCGCUGAGAGUAUCGUAGGGGAGUUUGCACUUGGGUUGCAGUCGCUUGAUGGCGUUGGCCGUUUCUUUUGGGCACAAACCCCCCAUGGGACAUUGUCGCGUUUUCCAACAGAGCCGCUGGUGUGGAGGUUGGCCGCCUCUACCGCACCUGCACCCGCUGGUAGGCCGCAGCCCUAUCUCCGCUUCAGAUUGCUUCUCCAGGUACGUUGUACCGGCUAAAAGAGCCCCGGGGUUUCGGUGUGAUCUUUUAAGGGUAAGUCGCUUGUUUGCCGGUUCUUGCAUGGAGUUCUGGUUUGGUGCGACCAGUCUGCUCGGCGGUUAGCCCCUUUACCCCCCCAUCCUAGAACAUUGUUAUGUCUGAUAUGUAUGAAUGUAUCAUGGAGCCCCAAAGCAACAGAAAUCAUAGUUCUGCAUAGUGCAUUAAAGGGUCUUACAUCAAGAUAAAUUGCAGUAAUGUGCAUUGUGUAUAAGUUUAUAAUUAAAAUUCAUAGUCACUAAGCAGUAGAACCCAUGUUACAGCAGCAUGUUGUAUGGUUUAAACCAUAGUAAAAUGCAAAAGAAGAAUUAAGUGUAAAUAGUUCACUUUGAUAUUGUGCUAAAUGAAUAUCCCAAUUAUUUUAAUGGCCUGCAGAAGGUGACAGUUUUGCUUUCCGAAAUCCAAGUAGCAGUGUUGUUUAUUGGAGUAGGCAGUGCAGCGGAGGUAAAUAUACAACAUCUGAAAUAAGAAAGUUGGUCAAAUAGUUGUGCCAGAAUUUGGUGAGACUUCUUUGGAAUUGCUCUUAAUAGAUACUAAGUAUAAAGAAAAAUAAAAAGGUGGAUAAACCACCAAACUAGGGAAACCUAUCUAUGAGUGGAUGACUGGACAGGGAUAAAGCAAUAACUUUUAUUGAAUUGGUAAGACUACAGAAAACUCAGUGAUACAUUAUCAUUAAGUGUGGGUAGACAUGCUAGAGGGGUGGUUCUGGUCCUAUAUUUCUCCUCCUGCAAAGGCUGGCCCGAUGUAGACUUACCUAUUAUCUACCUAAACUGAGCAGAAAUUCCAGUCGAUUAGAAGCUACCUAUCUGUGAACCUCGUGAUUGUCUAGAUCAGGGGUGCCCAACGGUAGGUCCCCCGAUGUUUUAAAACUGCACUUUCCAUGAUGCUUUGUCGUUCUAAAAGCAUUCUAAAGGCAUGGAAGGCAUCAUGGGAGCUGUAGUUGAACAACAUCAGGGGGUCUAUCUUUUGGGCACCCCUGGUAUAGAUUCACUUCGUCUCACUGAAAAUAAGUGUAAAGGCUGUAUACGAUGGGAACAUGUAGAUGUUCAUUAUGCUAAAUUUGUGGAUCCUUAGAGUUCAUAAUAAACAAUUGUACCUUAGUAAAUACGUGUUUUCAUCAUACAUCCGACUUUACAUUUUAUCUUCAUCCAGUGGCCCACUCCCAGGUAGGCUUCCCUCGUUUGGAAGUUUAGCUACCUUUGUGUUUUUCUCUCUGCUUAGUAAAUAAGUAACACCCUUACCUAUGCUGAGCCUGCACUUCCAUGCAUUGAUGCAUUGCAUGGUGCAUUUUGCCACCAUCUUCGCAUCAGUUAUACAAAUAUACAUCACUUUGGCAAAUUCAUAAUGCCAGCCGCUCAGACAUUUUUUGUUCUGUUGUGCGGUAAGAGCACGUGUCCUUGCAGGCUCAGUUGCAAAGCAUCAUGGGGUAAAUGAGGCACUAUCAGUCUGCCCAUGUAAUAGACUAGGCAUUCUCAAACUCCGGCUCUCCAGAUGUUGCUGAACUACAACUCCCAUGAUUCUUAGCCUAUCUAUUUCAUCCAUAGAAUCAUGGGAGUUGUAGUUCAGCAACAUCUAGAGGGCCGGAGUUUGGGGAAGCCUGUAAUAGACAAACACAAGGGAGGCCUAAUCAGUCUGUCUUUGUGACACACAUGCACUAAGUACACUGAUCUAGUCUAGAUAAUGUGACACACCCAGGAGAAAGCUUUUGUAACUCUGUUACAUACAAAUAUAGAACUACUAACUGUUGCUACAAUUAUAGAGUUAUUAUCCAAAGAGUGAUUUUGUCAGAAUUCAAAGUGAAUUUAAAAUGUUAGGUCUAAAAUAAGCGAACUGAAAACCUAUCCUCCUUGGAUAAUCUUUCCAGAGCGGCUACUUUGAUCUAAAACUUGAAGUUCCUAAAUACAACUGCCAUCAAGGUCUUAAUUUUUUUUAUUUUUUUUUUAUUUCCAUUGACGCUUUAUACUGAAUACAUUAUAUAGUGUUUUAGAAAAGGGCCAGUCAGGUUGAGUGAUUAAGUCGAAGGGCUUUCCACAGACACGAAUCCAAAUCCUCCGUAUUCCCAAACACUGCAUUAUAUACUAAUGGACUGUAGUGCUAAUUCUACUGACAAAUAACAUUCUUGGCUGCUGUAAAAAUAACAGUUUCUGUCUCUUUGCCAGGAUUUACAAAGCAACUUGCGGCUUAAGAUGUCUAUUUUGCAGCUGCAGUUGGAAUGUCCCUGGGAUAGGUGCCGCUACCUUAGUAUAAACUUCCUUUUAAGACGAAAAAUUGUCUUCAAGACUUGUGAAUAGAGGCACAUAGUGAUGUCGUCACAGAUUUAUUGUAUAGGAGACAAUUUGUCACUUCCACCGAUUUUUUUUUUUUUAUAUUAAGUUUACUUAUCCUAAUACAUACUAAUAUUUAUUUGUGAGGCCCGAAACAGAAAUAUAAUGUAGAAAUUUAGAUUACUGUAUUGUGCUGCCAUCUUUGAUUUCUGUCAGUCAGUAUCGGAAGUUCUGCCCUAUUUUGACAUUUGACGAAAGCCUCCUCCAAUACAUUGUGCGCUCUCCCCAAUGUGUGUCACCCCCAUAGAGUGUCUGUACCGCAGCCGUAUAUAUAUGCGAUGUCAGUGGCCUUGCAGGUCUUUUCACACCGUCUGGUUCACAUACCUGUGAACUAGGUUGUGGGUAGGUUGAUACAGCCACUGUAUGGCUACAGUCAGUUUAGUUUAUUAAGCAAGUCCACUCAUCCAAAGCAUCAUAACCAAUAUAGCCAGCUGUAGUGGUUAUGGUACCAGCAGGCCUGUGGCUCUGCCGUCCCCCCACUUCUGUGUCAAAUAAUUUUCGAGGUAAACGUCUGUAACUCUGUAAUAAAAUGGGUUACUAGCACAAUCAGUUUAUUCCAAUUCAUUUGCCGAGCCUGUCUGCUGAUAGGGGCUAAAGUGGUUAUGGUGCUUGCAAUGCCUUUGAUGUUUUUUUUAUGAGUAAAGUUAUCUGAUGGAGUGCAUGUGAGAUUAUACCAUGAGACAUUAUCGAGGCUUUAGAUCACUAUUGUGUAACUGUUUUAUUGAAGUUACAAUGUGCAAUAGUACGAGUACUCCUAUACUCUUUAGCAGUCUCACCUCAACGCUAUAAAAUGGGUUUGUUUUUAAAAUAUUGGUCACUAUGGAGACAUGGCUUGUGGAAGGAAUUUACCGCGUUUAUGUGUGCUUUUGACGGAUGACAAACUAUAAAACGAUAAACUAGUUUCUCCUGUUAUGUGGAAUGUAAUAUGUUACAAACACAAAGACACACCCAGCCAUUCAUAAACACAAACUAGUGUACAAGCAGAGACACUCGAUAAACACACCAUUUAUUCCAAAGUGCACUAUCCACAAACCUUCCAAACAGAGAUACAACAUUAAAUACCGUGCAGUCGGUCUUCUCACUUGUGUCUGGUUAGAGCUCAAGAAAAUCUGAUGUCAGCAUUUUGUGAAUUUCGUUUGAUUUUCUCAAAUAAAUAAAUUAUGUAAAUCUGAACUUCCUGGCCAAGGGUAUGAUACCCAACUUAAAUUUAUGAAUAAUCAUUCAAAAAUUCUGUGUUUAACCAAUUUUAUAUCAAUAUAUUUUGGAAGCUAAAUAUGGUAUAUAGGGCGUGUGACACAAAAAGAAUGAAAAGCCUACUUGUGAAUUAAUAUCUGACUAGGCCGGACAUUCUUAGAGUCGUAGAGAUGGAUUUGGGUGAGCAGAUACUGUCAUGUGUACGUGACAUGUCCAUGCGCUUUUUUUUUUUGAGGGCCAAAACGAAAACAUUCUCAACAGAUCAAAGAAAACCUGCUUUGGAUCAUUGUUAAAGGGACACUGCAGGCAUGGUAUCUGCUUCAACUCAUUAAACUUGUUAGAGUGUCUGAGUCCUCUGGAGCCAUCAUUUGAUUGAGCAUUAAAUAGUUUUUAAUGUUAGUUUUUAAUGCUAAACGAGAGUCCGCAGCAGUCCCACAGUGCUGCUUUGGCUUAUGAGGAAGUAUUAGCUGGAGCAGCUGUGAUUGGCUGAGAGUUUCAGCUGAUGGCUUUUAGCCUAUCAGAGCUCCAACUAACCAUAUGAAGGAUAUGACUACAAGGAAGUGUGUAAUCUCUGCCUUAGCCACGUUUCUAGGGCCGGACUGUGGGUAGCCAGAGACCCUUAUUUAGUGCUAAACUGUUCUAAAAUAAUUUAAUACUGAAUGAAGGGACAAUGCCAGGGGAGUCCAGGCACCAUAACCAAUUCAAAGAGAUAAACUGGUUAUAGUGCCUAGAGUGUCCCUUUAAUAAUAUACAGUGCACUUUACAGUGUGGGAUAUUUCUAUAUUUAGAUAUUAAUAGUUUUAACCAAAAGAAUACAUUGAGAUUCAGUUGAAAGUCCAUGCGUAACCAUAAAUACCGUUAGAAGGUCACUUAUUUAAGAUACUUACAAAACAAAUAUUAAAACAAAACCUAUCUCUACAGUUACUGUCUGAACAUAGAUACAGAGAGACCUUUUCAGAAGUCUAAACGGGUGGAGGAAUUUGCUUUCAGUAAGAUUAAUCCAAAAUUGCAGAUUACUGUACGGGAAUGUUGUUCGACCUGCUUCCUUACAGCCGAAUUGACAAAAAGUAGAGUAAGUGGACCAGAGGUCAUAGAAGGAGCGGGCAGAUCGAAUGCGCAUUCUGCACAGAUUAGACCAUGGCCUUAAUUAGCUGUAGUUAUAAUUCAGGGAAAUAGGCUGAAAGGUACCUGUGCAGUUGUUUGUUUAUACUGAAAACACAUUGUAAGACAAGGAAGCAUAAAAAAUACAGUAUCUAGAUUACUGGGAGUCAUAUAUUUUUUUGAGGUAUAACACAUGUAUAGCAUUCCUGUCCUAAGGCUUUAGUAUAUGUGCUGUACUGUAUAAAACACACAGAAAGUGUAUGUAAUAUGAAUAUAUAAUAACUAGUGAAGGAUAGAGACUAUCAAGACUGCCAUUAGAACUCUUGGCGCCUCUAAUUAACCCCCAGAUCAGGCCCCCCCAGCCACACUAAUGUACACAUACAUAUUUAUAGAUGCACACAGAUACACAUUCCCAGAUACACUCACAUACUCACUUGGAUACUCACUGAUACACACAGGUACUUACUGAAACACUGAUACACACAGUUACCCUGCCAGACAUAUACUGAGAUACACUCACAUACUCACAUGGAUAUAAACUGCCAGACACACACUGAUGCACACAGGUAAAUACUGAAACACUGAUACACACAGUUACCCUGCCAGACAUGUAUUGAGAUACACUCACAUACUCACAUUGACUGCCAGACACACAGUUACACACUGUCAGACACAUACUGAUUCACACACUAAUGCACACAGGUACACACUGUCAGACACAAACUGACACACACAAGUAUACAGUGUCAGACACACAGGUAAACACUGCCAGACAAACACUGAUAUACACUGUCAGACACACACAGUGAUACACACAGCCAGACACAUACAGUGAUACAUAUAGGUACCUGCCAGACACUCACAGUGAUACACACAGGUACACGCCAGACACACACAGUGGUACAUACAUGUACCCGCCAGACACACAGUGAUACAUACAGGUACCCACCAGACACACACAGUGGUACAUACAGGUACCCGCCAGACACACACAGUGGUACAUACAGGUACCUGCCUGAUACACAGUGAUGCACACAGGUACACGCCAGACACACACAGUGGUACAUACAGGUACCUGCCUGACACACAGUGAUACACACAGGUAACCGCCAGACACACACAGUGGUACACACAGGUACCCACCAGACACACAGUGAUACAUACAGGUACCCGCCAGACACACACAGUGGUACAUACAGGUACCCGCCAGACACACACAGUGGUACAUACAGGUACCUGCCUGACACACAGUGAUACACACAGGUAACCGCCAGACACACACAGUGGUACACACAGGUACCCACCAGACACACAGUGAUACAUACAGGUACCCGCCAGACACACACAGUGGUACAUACAGGUACCCGCCAGACACACACAGUGGUACAUACAGGUACCUGCCUGAUACACAGUGAUACACACAGGUACACGCCAGACACACACAGUGGUACAUACAUGUACCCGCCAGACACACACUGAUACACACAGGUACCUGCCAGACACACUCAGUAGUACACACAGGUACCCGCCAGGCACACACUGAUACACACAGGUUCCCGCCAGACACACACAGUGAUACACACAGGUACCCGCCAGGCACAUACUGAUAUCCCCUUUUUAUAAUCGUAGAGUUCUGCGGAAUAUGUUGGCGCUGUAUAAUGUUAAUAUUCCUUUGGAUGUUUUCUGUAUGCCAGGUUUAAUGAGUUCUGCAGGAAAGCAAUGAACAGACCUUUAGACAUUUUCAUUUAUCAGCGGGUUUUAUUUUGAGUCAGUAGAUCAUCUCUAUCUACUUCUAAUUCACAUAUGGAUCUUCAAAUCCAGGCAGAAAAAUCGUUCCAAGUUCUGGUUUGGCAGGUUUCUGCACGUUAGUAUCACAUUCAGAUGCCGUGUAGUUGAUGUUAUAUUUUUACCCGUAUUGUGGUUACUGAAACAAAAAUGUCAUUUUCUUUAGCAUAACGAGUUGGAAAAACAAGUUCAGCUUAAAUUAUGUUUUGGAUAGAUACAAAAAUAGAUAGAUAGAUUUAUAGAUGGAUGGAUAGACCGGUAGAUAGAUAAUAGAUAUAUAGAUGACAGAUCGGAAGGUAGGUAGAUAGAUUGAUACAGGCUCUGGACAGUAGGAGUCAGAUGGCUGUUUUCCUCCUAGCGUGAAGGGAGACAGGCUCUCCUUAUCUCUAAGAGUGCUGCAAGAGCCAUACAGGGAAAAAAAGUUCUUCCCGGAGCCCUAGGACUAAACACAGUUUGACUGUCAGGACUUACCCUGAGUGGGGGAUUUUGCUGUGACACUGUGUGAUUGCCAGUUGAUACCUGAAGCACUAUGCUCUAGCAGGGUCUUGCUGGGUAGGCUUGACAAAUAGAUACCCUAGUUUCUCCACACAGUGUGUAGAGGAACUCUUCCAUAAUUCCCUGUGCCGUUAAGUGGAGUGUGAUAACUACUAUUUUGGUUUAUGGGACCCCUAAAUCCCCACCUGUCCAUCAAUUACAGGACCAGGCAGUGCACAGUCUCAUGGUUCGCAUAGACUCCCGUACUCCCACACACCCUUAUACAAUCAAACAGGGAAUUAUUUGUAAUGUGCCUGGAGUCUUACUGCAAUACUACAGUAUUUUGUUUAAAACUGAAUCAGCCACUUAUUGAUGAUACCCUGCCUAUAUCCGGUACCAGGAAGUAACAUUCUGAUAUAUUGAAGGAAAACAUUGAUUUCCAUGUACAUAUUGCAGUGCCCAUCUACCUAUAUGACUAGUCCUGAACUUUGGAACAUUUUACCCUAAGGUCUGAAGUUAUAUAACUUAAAAAGUUUCUCCAAGCGUUAGAACUACAACAGCUCGCUGUAGUGGUUAUAAUGCCAGGAGCACCCUGGCAGGGGAGAAACCGUUUAGCAAUGGUCAGGUCGACAUGUGUCAGCUGACUGCUUUCAGCCAAUGACUGAAAAUCUGUGCAAUGGGAAUUGACAUUAGUCAGCCUGAGUCUCUAAUUCUGGGCUGACUGAUGACACCCCAUACGACGCUGCUGGAGGUGGAAUUACACAAGGGGUUAACCUCUCGCUAUGUUAUGUGUAGAGUUUCAAAGCAAAACGCUGCACAUACGGGUUCCAGCCACCAUAACCACUUUAAAUCACUUAAUUGGUCAUGGUGCUUGGAGCUCUGAACUUGUGUACAUAUAGAACAUAUGAAGUUAUAAUCCAUAAAUUAUAAUUCAUUUCAUUCUCCUUUUUAUUAAGGUUUCCCUCCCCACCUCCCACCAUUAAGUAGAAUGACAUAAGAUCUUAAAAUAGACACACCAAGAAUCAUUGGUGCAAUAAAAAUCUUAGGGAAAAGUUUUAGACCAGCCUCAAAAGGCCCGAGUGCUUGUCUCAGGGUAUUACGUAGAGUGUUAAUGUUCCUGUGAGGGUGUGGAUGUUUGUCAGGACUUGAGGGAAAAGGGGAUAAGAUAAUGGGAGAAGGCACAAGAAAAGUGAGAAUUAGAAAAAUUUGGUUAAUCCCUGAGACAACAUUAAGUUAACAGAUCAGGGACUCCUGCCUCACCAAGGACUAGAAGAGACCUUGUCUGUCGGGAGGGAUCUGUAUAGCAAUAUAGUCAGGUGCCCCCUGACUUUACGAAAUUGUUUGGUUGUGUUAUGCAAACUCAUUGUAUGAUCAUCAAAUACCAUACUCCUGAGCAGGAAUAGAGAACAUCCGGUACACAGAUGCGGAAAAUGAUUCCGUUUGCUUGCCUUGUGAGUUUAAUCUCCUGGUCAUAGCAGUUCAGUAGUGCUGACCUGGAGUCCAGCCAUAGUUCUUCUUUGAGAAACCUACUGAGUGUCUUAAACACUAACCUCCAGAGUAGCAACUUCCUUUUGUAAUGCUUGAUAUAGAUCAUUUAUUAAAUAUAUAUGAAAAAAAUAAAAAUAAAUAAAAGAUCAUUUUGUUUGCCUGUGUCCUCACACUGUUUGAGAGAGGUGCUGACCAGCCCAUUUCAAUGCUUUCUCUUUGCACAGCCACAGUUUAUCUCAGAGCCGGGGUUUUGUGACUUGCAGUUUAGUUAGCAGCCUUCUAAUUAUGAAAAACUGCUAUCAGAAAUACAACACAGAGAAACGUUUGCAGUGCUUCGAGACAUGAGAUAACAGGAACAAUAGUGAUAGUGGGUGCCAGUACUGACGUUUGGGUAGAAGGGCGAGAAACGGUGUGCUUUUGGAGCUAUGACGUUAUGAAUCUUCUAGGUACAGGAAACAGCAGGAAGGACGUGAUUUCAAAUGGAGGGGUGUCCCAGGGGGUGGAGUUAAGAUGCAGGAUGCUACAAAAAUUUAUUUUAAUUUUGCAAAAACUAUGCAAAUUGUGUUUGAAAAAAUGCAGAUAAUCAUUUACUCUAAAAACUGUUAGAUGCAUAAAUUGUAUGCCGGUGUCUGAUGUGUCCCUUUAAUUCAUUAGAAAUACUGUUAUAGCCCCCUUGUUUUUACAGACGUGUUUUGCAUUGCUUCUUACUCCUAACUCCCUCUCUCAGCCAAGCAGCAUGACCUGAUGAUGUUAGAGGGUUUUAUGAUGUACCUGCUCUCUGAGGAAGGCGACGUCUUCAAUCAUGAACACAAGAAGGUCUACCAAGACAUGACACAGCCCCUCAGCCACUACUUCAUCUCCAGCUCCCAUAACACCUAUCUGACCAAUCACCAGCUAGUGGGGAACAGCAGCACUGAAGCCUAUGUUAUGUAAGCAUUAAUUGAGAAGGUUAACAUAUUUAAAGGGUCAUGAUGUACAUAAUACUCUAAUAAUUUGUUUUAUUUAGUGAUGUGUCUUUCUACUUUGUAUUCCCACUUACCUUAGGCAAUACAGGACACAUAUCUCUCAUAAUAUCUUCUUAAAGGGACUCUCUAGGCACUAUAACCAUUUCAGAUCUGUCUGGAGUCCCUGGACUGAGACUGAGUUUGUACGCAGCCUUUUCAUUUAGCGUUAAGCUAUUUUUAGUCCAGCCCAUACUGGAGGUGUGGCUAAGGCAGAGAUCACACACUUCCUUUAAGCCAUACAGAUUCAUACCACCAAUGGGUGCUGUGAUAGGCUGAAAGAGGUCAUCUGACACUCUCAGCCAAUCACAGCUGCCCAUUGCUGCUCAGACUAAUGCUUUCAUCUUAGCCCAAGCAGCACAGAGGCGAUUGGCUGCUGGGGGACUCCUGUUUAGCAUAAAACAUUUUAAAUGGUUUAAUACUGAAUGGAAAGAGAUACAGAUUUGCUAAUGUUAAUUCUGUGCAUAACCACUCAUUCAUCAGCUGAGCACUUUCAACCAAUGAAUGAGCUCCUAUGCAUAGAAUAUGCAUAGAAUUAAACUAUAAAAUGGUGGUAUAGAUACAAUGUGUGACCAAAUAUCUUACUAUGCCUUUCCUCUGCUUUAAUACAACCAGUAAACUGCUAAUUAUACUUAUUAUUAAACUUUUAUAUACAUAAAAAUGUACAUACUCUGUAUAGUUACUCUACCUACAGUACAUACCAUUUUCUGCAAUGUAACCUGUGAAGUGCUAAGUACACCUGUUAGUACUGUACUUACUAUACUUCCUUUUACUAUACAACUCUAGUUAAAUCAGGGAAUGCCGUAUAUAAAUUAAAUAUAAAAUUUUUUAUUAUUGCCAGUGGUACACCAGGGGUUAACUGAGCAUGAUACAAUUUUCUAUAAGCCUCUUGCAGCCCCUUGCUCUUUAGGCACAGAAAGUGUUAAUAAAACAGUUUCUGUAGAUAUCUGUAACAGAUUUGCCGUUGAGUGCUCUGCCAGGCUCCUACUUUUCCAAAGAAUGGCGUACCCAUGGCCUGCGUAGCGGGAAGCGUCCUUUGCCAGGAAGGGAUGAGUACAGCAAACAAUGCGCAUAUAUCAACAUGUGGUCAUCGUAAGGGACCUAUUCAGUCGCCUGUAGCACCCAGAUGAACUGCAGAGAAAUACUGAUUGCCGUAUUGCUUUAUUAUGGGUUAAACUGCAUGGUUUCUGGGUAAAAAAAAUAAAUCUUGGCAUCCCAUAAUAAACUUGUGCCAGUGCUUAAACUGUUGGCACUUGGUGUCCAUUCAAAAUGACGCAACCAAUCACCAAUUAUGGUUAUGCCAGUGCUUAUAGCUGGAUUAUGGUUAUGCCAGUGCUUACAAUAACUGGAUGUGGAGCCCUUUUCGUAUUCCAGAUUAUUUUCAUAUUUCUGAUUGUUUUUAUGAGACAAAGUUAUAUCUUCUUGUAAUAUUAAAAAGGACCCCGCGAUUUUCUUCCAAUGAUCUCUUGUCCAUCUCUUGCAGGGCGUUUAAAGAGGGCUGCCGCUGUGUGGAACUGGACUGCUGGGAGGGACCUUCUGGGGAGCCUGUCAUUUACCACGGGCACACUCUGACCUCCAAGAUAUUAUUCAAAGAUGUCAUUUCUACCAUUCGAGACAAUGCUUUUAAGGUAAGAACUGGGCACCUUUUGUCACACUAACUGGGUGAACAACAGCAAAUCAUUGAAACAGACAGAAAACUAUGGCCUCGAUUUUUUUUAUUUUUUAAGCUUUUAAAAUGAUCCCAAUCUGUUAGAAGACUUUUCAAAUAAGUUAUCUACAGAAGUCACCAUUAAAUAAUUCAUGUAUAAAUCAUAUGAAUCAGAUUGUGAUUAUUUUAAGAGCUUUUCCCAAAAAUAUUAAAUCAAGGCCAACGUGUGGCAUGUCUGUCUCACAAAAGAGAAUAACGUGUCAUAUAUAGAAUGUUUGGAGAUGUUAAAGGACCACUAUAGUGCCAGGAAAACAAACUCGUUUUCCUUGCACUAUAGUGUUAAUAGGUCCCCCCACCCUCAUGGCCCCCCUCUCACCGGGCUGAAGGGGGAGGAAGGGUUUAAAUUCUUACCUUUCUCCAGUGCCGGGCUCCAUCGGCGCUGGGGACUCUCCUCCUCUUUACGACGUCAUCGGCUGAAUGCGCAUGCGCGGCAAGAGCCGCGCACGCAUCCAGCCAGUCCAUAGGAAAGCAUUUCUCAAUGCUUUCCUAGGGACGGCAGCGUCUUCUCACUGUGAAAAUUACAGUGAGAAGCGCGGAAGCGCCUCUUGCGGCUGUCAAUGAGACAGCCACAGGAGGCUGGAUUAACCCAUAUGUAAACAUAGCCGUUUCUCUGAAACGGCUAUGUUUACAGCAGGCAAAGUUAACCCUAGAUGGACCAGGCACCCAGACCACUUCAUUAAGCUGAAGUGGUCUGGGUGCCUAUAGUGGUCCUUUAAGAGAAAAGGCAUGGUACGGGGAGAUGAAUUGAGUAUCUACCUGUACAGAGACAGGAUGGUACGGGGAGGUGAAUUGAGUAUCGACAUAUACAGGGACAGGAUGGUACGGGGAGAUGAAUUGUGUAUCGACAUAUACAGGGACAGGAUGGUACGGGGAGAUGACUUGAGUAUCGACAUAUUCAGGGACAGGAUGGUAUGGGAUGAUGAAUUGAGUAUCGAAAUAUACAGAGGCAGGAUGGUACGGGGAGAUGAAUUGAGUAUUGAAGUAUAUAGAGGCAGGAUGGUACGGGGAGAUGAAUUGAGUAUCGAUGUAUACAGAGACAGGAUGGUGCAGGGAGAUGAAUUGAGUAUCAACGUAUACAGAGACAUGAUGGUAUAGAGGAAGAGGAAUACAUUUAGGAGAGAAGGAAUUAAUAUAUGAAUUGAUGGCAGAGGGAAUGAGUUUAUAAGAGUGAAUGUAGACAUGGGAUGGUAAAGAGGAGAAGGAAUGUAUAUACGUAUGUGAUGGAAUGUUAGGGGAUUGAAUGAAAACCUUAGUAGACUCUUGACAUAGCAUUUGAAAACAUACAUUUUUUCUCACUGGUAGAAUUCACUGUUCCCUGUCAUCCUGUCCUUGGAGAAUCACUGCGGAUUGGAGCAGCAAGCGACAAUGGCGUACCACCUGCGUAACAUUCUGGGGGACAUGCUGAUAUCAGCACCAAUCAACAAUCUAGAAUCAGAUCACUUACCAUCACCAGAGGUAAGAUGAACUCGUAUAUAGCAAGUCUCACACCUGGCGAAGAAUUACAGUGCAGAACCUUUUAUCUGUACCCAUCGUAGCGGAACAAUGCUGAGGAAACCUGUAACCUACAGGGUGAUUAUAAUUGCAGCAAGCAGAGCAGUUGAGUUCUGAACUUGUUUCUGUCUUAGUGAGCAUAAUAUUUCUGCCCUAGGCUAAUGUUUAACAUGGAAGCGCAUUUCACAGUUACAUAGUUACAUAGGAUGGAAAGAGGCAUGUGUCUAUCAAGUUCAGCCUUUCUCACAUCUGUUUUUGCUGUUGAUUCAAAAGAAGGCAAAACAAAACCUAGUUUGAAGCACUUCAAAAUUUGCAACAAACUAGGAAAAAAAUCCUUCUUGACCCCAGAAUGGCAGUCAGAUAUCUCCUUGGAUCAAGAAUAUAUUACCCCACAAAUUAAAAAUGAUAUCCCUGAAUAUUAUGUUUUUGCAAGUAUGCAUUCAGUUACUGUUUAAACAUCUGUACGGACUCUGAUAAAACCACCUCUUCAGGCAGAGACGUCCACAUCCUUAUUGUCCUGUAAGUUUAUUUCUGUGCCCAGCAGAGCAUUGCAAUUCUGGCUCUAUCUCUGUACCUGCAGUGCUUAUCAGUACUAUCACUGCUAUAUUUCUAUCUAGCCUAGCUUGGCAUGUUCAGUAUUGAUGGUAAGUCCUUAUAUGUCAUAGUAUUACAAUGGUGAGGUGGUAUCUGUACCUGGCAUAGCAGUAGUGCUGAUACUAUAACUAAAUUUGGCGUAGCAGUGUAGUGUUUAUUAUAACUCUUGUAAUAAGUGAAUUGGAAUAUUAUUACAGUUUACCUGCUGUACUAGUGCAGCAUUUAAACUGUCUGUGUCCCUGCUGUAGUAUUAGCUUGUCGAACCUAUCUGUAACAGAUAGUGUAUCUAGUAGUGUAGAGCUAUUUCUGUAUCACGUAAAAGCUUUAACAUAAACACAAAUUUAAAAAACAUAAAUCUCUUAUUAUAUAAAUUUAAUGAAGUGUAAUAUAUUGAUGAAGUGCAAUAUACUUUGCUAAGAAAAAUGCAAACAAAUUUACAAAAUAUGUGAUACACACUUUUUACCUCAUUGUUACACUUUCCAGAAAUUCACAGUAAUGACAUCAAAUAAAGAAAUAAACAAAUAUAUAUAUAUAUAAAUAGUAUUAGUCUGUGUUAAAAUUAAAACAGGUGUAGGGAAAUGGAAUAACGCUCACAAAAAGAGAGCAGGUAAGUCAGUGGUUUCCAAACCAGGAUUUAGGAUUACCCAGUUGUGUCAGGGUAUUUUUUUCUUUUCUAAAAACACGUUAGACACAAUUGGUUUAAUCCCUAAAUCCUGGACUGGUAGAUUGGUUUAAGGACUGGUUUGGGAACCACUGAGGUAAGUACUGGCUUUAAAUAAAGAAUCUCUUACCUUUAUUGCGGUCCGGUGGAUUUAGCACACCACCUCUUGCCUCUGCUGCUGUGAAGUCCAUUGAAGGAGUGGUUUUCUUUGGAGCCCGGACAACGCACCUAUUUUUUUUGUAUUGGUUUUUAUGAGAGUGUUUUUUUUUAAGUUAGAGCAUUUAUUGGGAUGCUGCUAUUUUUGGUGAUUUAUGUUAUACUUUUAAGAAUUAGUUAGUGCCAUUUAUUAACUCAUUGUACUUGGAUUGAAAGUUUGUCAAGAUCAACUCUGUACUAUUCCAUUGUCUUCAUAUCAUCAAAGGGACAUGAAUAUAGUAAUGCUACGUUUCCCAAAUCUCUAUUUUCUCUUACAGGCUCUGAAGCGGAAGAUUCUGUUAAAAGGGAAGAAGCUGAAAGAACGUUCGUCAUCAGAGGAAGAUGAUGGAAGAACCAGGGUGGUGAGUUGGGGGAACGAGGUUGGUAACAGAGAACAUUGGUUUUGAGACAUGGUGAGAUGAAGGUUAAUAAUGGAAGAUCUAAGAGUUUAAAAGAGCAACCAAGUGGUGCCUUAAUUAAAGAAGGAUGGUGAGUUUUGGUAAAACUCGUGGGUUAUGUAGUGCUUAAUAAAGGGUGGUGGGUAGUAAUUAAAGCAUGGAUUUGCAAUAGUAAAAGCAGGGUAUAGUUCUAAAGGUCUGUGAAAUCCUGCAUUUCAAAAUCUUUAUUAGUCUUUGAGAAAACCAAGUUUUUGAGGCAGACGAUCUACCUGACAUUUCAAAUCUGGACUGCCUUUGUGUGUGGAAUCAUUUUGACAUGCAACUAGAAUAGGUUGUCUAUGUGAACUUAAAUAUGCUUGAGACUUCAGCAACUUACCAAGACCUAGAAAAGGCUAUUUGAGUUGUUAACCAUUCUCUGUGUUUUCUGGCUUAUUGGUAAUAAAUGAGUAUUUUUAGAAGGCCACUGUGUUUUUCCGCAAAUCCAGGAUACGGCUCCUGAACUUUCGGACCUUGUGGUUUAUUGUCAAACGGUGGAAUAUCGCGAUCAACCGGGCCUUGCUUGUGAAAUGAGUUCCUUCAGCGAGGAUAAAAUUCGUAGACUCAUAAAAGAAUAUGGUAUUGGAACUUCUAAAAUAUUUUAGAAUACAUAUAUUAAUUGUUAAAUAACAAACAUUGUCUUUAGUUCUGUAUUCUCAUUAAAGAGAGUAAAGGGGAUUUGUGUUUGAGAGAGAGAUACCUGAACUACCUGACUCUUUAGAAAGACUGUGACCCGUCUUUUAAGUUUACCUCCUUUUAUAAACAUAAUUAUGAAAUUAAUUAAAAUAAUUACUAACACACUUAAUUAUCAAAUAACUCUUUUAUAACCCUUGGCAGGAAAUACCAUGGUACGGUAUAACACUCGACAGCUCAGCCGUAUUUAUCCAGAUGGACUGAGAGCCAACUCUUCAAAUUAUAGUCCUCAGGAGAUGUGGAAUGCCGGCUGCCAGCUGGGUAAGAAUACUGCCACGGGUGAACAAAUAGUGGAUGGCCAACUAAUGCUACAUAAUAACUUCUACCAACUUAAGCCAGGAUCUGCCUGACUGAUGAUGAGGGGUACUAUAAUCACUUAAGAGUUAUAUUCACAUGUGAUUUUUCAAUUAACUGAUUGUUAGGGAAUAUUUGUCAUGCCCAGGCAAUGCAAUGAGAAAGUUUAGUUAUUUAGUUCCUCAUGCCUCAUGUAAAGUCAUCUAUGACUAAUUUGUAGAUGUUUCAGAGGAUCCCUCACUCUUAAAGGGACACUAUGGUCACCAGAACAACUACAGCUUAUUGUAUUUGUUCUGGUGAGUAGGAUCAUUCCCUUCAGGCUUUUUGUAGAAAACACUGGCUUUUAAGAGAAAAAACAGUGUUUACAUUACAGCCUAGGGAUAACUCCACUGGCCACUCCCCAUAUGGCUACUAGAGGUGCUUCCUGAGGCAGUGCUGCACAGUGUAACCAACACUCUGCCCCUGAUCUGCCUCCUUGACAGUCUCAGCCAAUCAUAUGGUAAAGCUUUGUGAUUGGCUCAGGACAACACUUCUGAUGAUGUCAGUCAAGCAGGCAGAUCAGGGGCAGACCCAGCAGCUGCAGACUUGAACAAAAGAUUGUACUAUAUUUAGGGGAGCAAGGAGGGGCAGGGGGCUAGAUGAUGGUUUUAACAUUAUAGGGUCAGAAAUACAUGUUUGUGUUCCUGACACUAUAGUGUUCCUUUAACAGCUACUGUCACAUGCAGGAUAGAUCUUUGGGCUCUUACAAGUGCUGUGGCUUUGCUAAUGAUUGGUGCUACUAAGCGGUUUGACAUGACCAGGCUGGACUAGAUUAUCAAAAUAUACAAGGGUUAGGUACUGAUCAGUAUAUCUUGGCAACCUUAUAUCUUCCACAGAAUUCCAAUACUUCAUAUAUUCUGAUGACACUUAGAUAGUACUGUCUGUCCCCGAUUGUUCCACCCUCCUUUGUCAUUUACCACCGCUCCUCUUCUCUAACGUGAUGCUCCUCCCUUCGUGUCACCGGUGCAAUCACCAACCCUGCCCACAAGUGUAAUGAAUUGAUGUUGUGAUGCUAUAGUUUUCUGCUCUUCUCACAUCCAAUUAGUUUUUGGAUACUGUCACUUUCAUUUUAAAAUUAUAGCUUGUGUAUUCCGCUUUCUAACAUUAGAUGCAGCCAAAACAUUUGUUCUUGCAUUCAUUACUGUCCAUAUAGCAUUGCACACAAUAAAAUAAAUAAAUAGCAAAUUUAAUAAUAAAAAUAAAUGUCAUGACAUGCCCUAUUUAAGACUACACAGAGCCCUCCAUAUUUGGUCAUUUCAUAAUAAUUGAGUAGUGGUUCUAGAGAGAUAAUAUGCCCGACACAUUACCCCAAUUGGAGAAUGCAUUGGACUAUUCUGUGGCUAAGUCCACUACAAAGCCAUGGGUCCAACACAGUUCCCUAUGCUUGAUUAAUUUAGUGCUGCAGCCAAGGAUGGGAGUUAUAAUAAGUAAAUAGAAGAACACAUUGUAACAGUAUCCAAUGAAUUAUAUCUCCACCAGUUGCUCUGAAUUUCCAGACCCCUGGAUAUAAAAUGGAUUUAAACCGGGGUCGUUUCCAGGAUAAUGGUCGUUGUGGAUAUAUCCUGAAACCGGAAUUUCUACGGAGGGCAGAUACUUCCUUCAAUCCCGAGAUAGUCAGCAACAGCAUGAAGAUUCUCCAUGUCAGGGUGAGUGACAGAUGACUUUAGUCUUCAUGGGAAAAGCAGCUACGGGCAAAAUCUGCUAUUAAAGGGAUAAACCUCUUAUCUUGAGCUGAACGUGUGUAUUUAAAUGAAGUUCAGUUUAGUUGACUGAGUAUUUAAAGGAUCACUAUAGUGUCAGGAAAACAAAGCGGUUUUCCUGACACUAUAGUGUCCUGAGGGUGCCCCCACCCUCAGGGUCCCCCUCCCGUGGCGCUGAAGGGGUUAAAACCCCUUCAACCACUUACCUUAUUCCAGCGCCGUGCUCCCCCGCCGACGUCAGCUCCCCCGUCUGACGUCAGUGGAGCUGAAUGCGCAUGCGUGGCAAGUGCCGCGCGCGCAUUCAAAGUGUCCAUAGGAAAGCAUUUCUCAAUGCUUUCCUAUGGACGUUCUGUGCGAUGGAAGCAUACUAUGCCUCCAGCCUCGCAGAUGCGGCUCUAGUGGCUCUCCGGAAGACAGCCACUAGAGGCUGGCUUAACCCCAAAUGUAAACAGCAGUUUCUCUGAAGGGUUAAAACCUGAGGGACCUGGCACCCAGACAACUUCAUUGAGCUGAAGUGGUCUGGGUGACUAUAAUGUCCCUUUAAACAGGUCUUUGCUCUUACGAUAUCCUGGAUGGGAGAAUAAUUAUAAUUAAAUGAAUUGACCUUAGUCCUACUGUGACCUUCAUGGUAAUUGUGAAAUGUGUUCAAGCAUCUGCUCCUCCAAAUAGGUUAUUUCUGCUCAACAACUCCCAAAACUCAACAAAGAGAAGCCAAGUUCAAUUGUUGACCCUUUCGUUCGAGUGGAGAUUCACAGUGUGGGAAGGAAGCGAGAACAAGAGACAAACUACAUCCUUAACAAUGGUAAGACCUGGAAUAACUCUUAGUUAAACCACUACUGAGUAAAAUGAUUUGCUGUCAAGCCAUACAAUCACUCCCUAACAAGGUGUAUUGAGGUUCGAAUUAGAGUGAUGUGCCCCCAAAAACAUUUCUACUCUGUUGUCGUUGGUUAUAGGAUUUAACCCCCUUUGGAAUGAAGAACUAAGGUUGGAGGUUCUAGUACCUGAACUUGCCCUUGUGAGGUUUGUGGUAGAAGAUUACGACAAAACUUCGAGUAAUGACUUUGUAGGACAAUUUACGCUGCCUUUCCCCAGCCUGAGGCAAGGUAAGUGAGAAGACAGUGUGGUCAAAGUAGAAAGAGGAAGGAGUGGAAAUAAGUUAUAGAUGGGUGUAAAGAAGGAUGAAAGUGAAGGCAGCCUUCAGAGAAUUUAAGGCUUAGUGUAAAGAGUAGGAACAUCCUUGGACAUUUAGCAGUAAAAAAUGCUUAAUGUAGGACUAAGCAAGGAAUAGUUUCGAGGUAUAGAUAAAAUAUGAAACAGAUGAGUGGACAUAUUUUGGGGGGCAAGAUACAAACGACUAGAAAUUGUUUCCAAUAGGAAAUAUUUACUGAACUGGAGGAAGAGGGCAAUAUGUUGUGGAUUCGGUAUUAGAAGGUGGUUUAAGGUUGUUAAGAGCAGUGGUUCCCAAACCAGUCCUCAUGACCCACCAACAAUCCAGGAUUUACGUAUUUCACCGUUUUAUUCCAGUUGAGAUACUGACAAAACCUGGACUGUUGGUGGGUCUAGAGGACUGGUUUGGGAAACACUUGUUUAGAGGAUAAGGUUUAACAUGGAUUAAAAGGGCAGGAUUAUUAAUUCAGGUCAGAUCGUCUAAAUUGCAUUGAGACAUUUGUCAGAAAACAUAUCGGGGUCAUCUUCCUUUAUUUAUCCAGGUUACCGCCAUGUACACCUCCUCUCCAAGGAUGGCACCUCACUCUCCCCUGCCACAUUGUUUGUACACUUGCAAAUCAAGGAUCCGUGAAAAUCUUUUGGAAUGUGGAAAGCUCUGAUCUCUUCUUCUCAGACGACUGCAGGAAGCGGAACAAGUGUGGCCGGGAAGAUGCUCGAUAUUUUGUAUGCCCUUAUAUUUUCAGGCACUGCUGGAGGAACAAAUUAAUUCUCAACAAACCUGGUCUACAAGGUCUCUCUCCACAAUGCAUGCCUGUCAAACACCUAGUGACUCAGUAUAUAUCGGUUUAACAAAACAAAACAAAAAAAAAUCUGAUCAGUCGUGCCGUAUCGGAAAUACCUUUACAAUACCCGAUCAGUGUUACCAAAAGAUGCCUUACCUAUUUGGUGUUAAAAAAAUCCCAAAGCCAUAACUAGCUGGGCAUAAUCCAGUGGUGUUUUGCAAGAGAAAAAAAUUUUGCUUUCUGUGCCAAAUGAAAAUGAUUUAUAAUAAACAUCACAUAGCACCAGUUAGGAGGCAAAUAAUAUAUUUUUAGAGGUAUUCUUUCUGUUAAAUGUAUAUAGAUCUAUACAAGAAGACAAAGUAUCAACCAAUAUGCCAUAAAAUAAAUUACUUGAUAAUUAGCACGACAGUAAAGCCAAAUAUCAUUUUUAUGUAUGAGUCAGGCGAUGGUAAUUAUUGUGUAUGUAUGUAUGUAUAUAUAUAUAUAAAAUGUAUAUACAAUGCUGUGAAAAUGUCUUGACUAUGGAGGACAUAUAUGUUUAAAGCUAUUUAUUUGGACGUGAAGUUGUUUAUUUUCUCAGACAAUAUACCAUACAAUACAAAUAAACAUUAAAACGUUUUAAAAUACAAAAUACUAUCGUUAGUUAGUAGAUGCUAGAUGUAUAAUUCUUUCCCAGACCACAAAUUGACAUAGAAGUGCGGCUAGUGAAAUUUAAGAAAACGUGAAAUGGUAAGCCUAGGAACCAUAACAACUGCAGUUCUAUGUAGUUUUUAUGGUGCUAGUAGUCACCAUUUUUUAAUGGUUUGAGACUCGCCUGGAUCACCAAUGAGCCACCAUUCCAGCUUCCUGUUCUCAUAUAUAUAAAAAAAAAAAAAGUAUUGUGGAAAACAAAAAUAAGAGAAUUGUAAAUCGAUCUGUGAAUUUUCUAUUUGAUGCCAAAAUAGUGAAGUUGUAAAACUAGUGGUAUUGAAUAUUUUUUCUAAAUACUGUAUUAUCUAGAGUGUUACAUUAGCCUCAAUGAAGGCUAUUCAAAAAUAUAUAAAUAAAUAUGGUUUCAUUUAUAUAUAAUAUGUAUCUAGACAGCUCUAUAGAGUUGUGUAUUUGUUCUCUCAUAGAAGAAUCUUUCUUUAACCAGGUGUAAGGGACUAUUAAAGGUCCAGGUUUGUAUUUUUUCAAUAUGCCCGCUAAUAGGGUUAUUUACUAAUUCAUUAACCUUGUAAUGCUUUCAUCAACCACUACCCCAUAGAUCCAGUCACCUUCCUCCAGCACCAUAAUCCCCUCAUCUGCCGCAGGUAUACUAUAAUCCCCUCACCUCUAGCACCAUAACCACUUCAAACCCCCAUAAUCCCUUUGUUAGCCCCGUGCCACUUGCCUUAUAAUGCCGUCUUCCCUAUCUACAUUCACAGUAUUUUAACCUCCUAAUCCCAUUAUCCUGGUCCCUCCGUUCUCAAUCCACACCGUCCCACUAAUCCCAGCCAGAAAGUACCAAUACGUCUUCAUCCCAAUAAAUAUCAGCCAGUUAGUGCCAUCACAGUUCGGCUAUUAUAGCCUAUAUUUUGCAAUGUGUUCUGUGUUUUUCACCACAAUUCUUAGUUUAUUGAUUAAACCAUGUGUCUUGUUACCCACACAAAAACUAUAUAUUUUAUUUCUGGUAUUACCUUGCAAUUCAUUCAGGUCUUGUUUACUGUAUGACAUUUAAAGAACCAUCACCAACUGAGAUAAAUUAAUAUAUGUUCCAUAGCAAAAAAUAAAAAUAGAUGACAUUCCGUCAGCCUGAAGCAAUGUUCGAAAGCUUGCAUCACUCAAAGAAUGGCAAUCAGGGUACAGCUAUGUAAUUAAUGGGGGUUAUUAAUGUUUAUAAGGCAACAGCACAGAGAAAGAUUUCUAAAUAUAUAAGAAUUUUAUUAACUUUGAAUGCGUCCUCCUCUGUUUAGCUAUAAAACCAAAGUAUUGUUUUAUUUAAGUUCUCUUUGCUCUGUUAUAACUACAGGACAAAAUCCGCUCUCUUUGUAAUAAAUGUACAUUUUCAAGUUUUUCUGGGUCCCAUGUGCAUUUAUUUACACAUAUUUAACAUUUUGCAAUUUUCUAGGUCGCAUGAAAGCCAGUUGCAACUAGGCCUGUUAGUUAUAAAACCAAAUCAGUAGGACUUUAUAAGCAUUUCAACCAAUAAUUCUAGGAUCAAUGAGCAGAAAGCCAAAAGAUCUUGUGUUUAAUGCACAAGAUUCUUCGUCCUAUUAUGGCACAUGCCAGUUAAAGGGUCACUCAAGCCGGGAAUCUAUUUUUUUUUUUUUUUUUUUUUAAAUACACCAUUGCAUUUACAAAAUAUGCACAAUAACCUCUCAAUAAUACAAAAAGAUAAUGCUAUUUUAAAAAUAAAUAAAACAUUUUUAACAAAUUCCCAUGCUUUUCCCAAGACAUUGUCAGCUAAUCAGGAUGCUGACUUUAUCUCAAAUCUUUGCACCACAUGGGUUUAUAGACAGAAGAGGUGUGUUUGGAAGUUGUAAUUAUGUGAACAUUUUAUAAAUCUUAAAGGAACACUAUAGUGUCAGGGAUAUUUUUGUGUUCUUAACACUAUAGUGUUCCUUUAAAAAUUUAGCAAAUGACAAUGAAAUUCUGUUCAGCUCAGACACACAUUUCAAAUGGGGAGGAGAUAGAAUAUUUUUUUUUUUUUCAUCCUACACCUUCCAUUCUAUGAGAAAGGUAAAUGAGUGGUGUGGAUUUCUACUUUUAAAAUUCUUUUUCCAGACCUCAAACACAUUUGUUACAGAGCACCUGAUAUUUCAUCUAUACAUUUAAAAUAGUUUUAUUUUUUUCCCCAUCUGCCAAUCAAUUCUUCAGCAUAAACCUCUAUGCAGAGGAAUCGAUUGAUAAAGGAGAACAAAAAAAACACCACACAGUGGUCCUUGUGCUCUUCACCCAUAUUGUAACUCCCUAAACCGGUGUUGGCUAAGGAGUGUAAGUUCAGAUUCUGGCAUGCAAGCAUCAAAGCAAACAUGUCUGUAAUGCAGGAGUUUUAGCCUGCACUGGGAAGUGUCCCCAGCCAGGGCAAGUCUGUGAAGAUGCCAGGUGAACCCGAUGUGGGGGUUACAGAAAUGUAACAGCCACCAUCUCUGAAAUGAAGUUGCAAUGGGGGAGCAGAGGGACAGGUAGGUGGUGACAAAAAGUGAAACAUGGGAAUAAGAAAAUAAAAAAACAAAAAUAAAUAAUGGGAAGGGACAGUGCUGCUUGAGACCACACAUUAUACCAACACACACAUUUGCAUUUUUCAUGAUUGAAAUGGGAAUUACAGCUGGAGUGUUCGUAGUAGUACAGUAGUUUAUAUUAGAAAACUACACUUUGUUUUGAUAGACCAGAAUGGUAAAGGUGGGAUCUACACCUCCCCUUCUCCAAAAUCCUGGAAACCAUUGAACAAGUUUAUAAAGCCAGAUAGGUUAGUGCAUCUCAAGCUGUAACAUACAUUAGUUAUCCAGCUGCUUGAUGCUUUCCUUUUAUGUCCGUUUUGGAUUCCGCACUCGAUUCGUGGAAUACCCAAACUUUAGUUAUGUGCUUAUGGAUUUAACAGACAUGAACACACCCAAGCAAAAUAGGCAAAUAUCCAGUAACUGCUAUCGGAAACCAGAGUUCUGUUCAUAUUAAUACAGGUAGCUGUGCAUCUUGCUUUUUAAAAAACCAAUAUAAAUGGGUUUUAAGGGAAAUUUGGACAAAAUAUAACAAAAGCAUUUAAAAAAAAAAAAAAAAAAACACUCAUAACUUUUUUUGAAAGAUGAGACUACAAAUUCAGAAUAAGUGAGACUGUCACAGGCGGUGGUGGUCUCUGCAGUUCUUUACUAAAAACCAACACAGGUAAAACAUUUGUUAGACGGUUUAACCUGGUAGAAGGAAGGAAAGGUAUGCGCUCAUUUUUAGUUUUUCCCCGAGCUCCGCCACCCUCUCCACCUAACAUACAGCGCUGUAAAAUCUGUUGGUGCUUUAUAAAUAAUAAUCUAGCACACGCAAAGAGAGAAAGAUGCCAUACACCCUAUGUUUUCUUAUCUCUGUUCAUUAAUACAUAAAAAAGCAUGGGUUUUUCACAUAAUCUUUGUGGAAAAAUCUCCUAAGUCACAAAUCUUCAUAAAAAAAAACAAACUACAAUCUCUUUAAACCAUUAAAAAAAAAAAAAAAAUCAAAC
Messenger RNA from Pelobates cultripes (western spadefoot toad), 34880 nucleotides. Lineage: Eukaryota; Metazoa; Chordata; Amphibia; Anura; Pelobatidae. The record is from the annotation of a GenBank genome assembly.